AUGAUUUCAUCGCUCAUGUUCAGGGCGUGUGCAGACCCCGCCGCCAGCAUUGUCAGCCUUGGGGAGGCGUUCAAAGCGCUGCGCCUCAAGGUGCCCGAGGGCGAGGCGCUCGACGUGGCGUCCGCCCGCGAGGUGCGCUCUGCGAUCGGCGGCGCCAACGGGACCGCCUACGUGUCCCCGUCACUGACGCAGCAGCCCGGCGGCGCGGCGGCCGGCGGGGCCGCGCCUGCCGGCGUCCGGGCCGCGGUCGCCAACGCGGCGUCGCUGCAGGCGGCCGCAAAUGCCAAAGCUGAUGUGGCGGGGGAUAUGCCGAAAGCGCUGCUGUCGCAGCCGGCGUGCCUGGGCGUCGCGCGGGUGACGAAAGUGACGUGCUACACCGACACCAGGACGCUCAACAUCGCAUCCUUCAGCUAUGUCAGCAGCGUCGGCGCAGACGGCCAGGCGUGCGCGGCGUGCCCCAGCUGCAGGAAGGAGGAGGUCGUGAUGGCAAUCGGCGAGUACAUCACGGUGAUGGCUGCCUACAACUCCCAGAACGGCAUAUUCGUCGUCGGCCUGCUGUUCAUCACGAACACGGGCCGCUACCUGACGUGCGGCGACCCCAACGCGCUGACCAGCGGCGUGGUCAGCUGGGGCCCGAAGACGGACGCGGGCGGGCCCGUCGGGUACCACCCGCUGCUGGCGGUGUCGUCGGUGACGGCGGUGUGCGGGAUGUCGGCGACGGCGCCGUAUCUGCAGGAGGUCUUCAGCGCGUGCUUCAGCUUCCCCGGCAACCUGGGCCCGCCGUCGCCGCCGCCUCCUCCCAAGGCCUCACCGUCACCACCGCCUCCGCCGCCGUCUCCGCCGACGUCCCAGAUCCGUCUGAAGACGGUCGUUUACUGGGGCCAGAACGCGUUGUCUGCAGGGUACGGCACGACCUUCGUCGAGAAAGAUCUGGAUUACUACUGCGCCAACGCCACCGGGAAGUAUGACGUCAUCAACAUUGCCUUCCUGUCGAGCUUCAACGACCCGUUUGCCGGCAAGGGGCCCAACGGCGAGCCGCUGCCGAACCUCAGCCUUGCCAAGCACUGCCGGACCACGUUUGCGUCGCUGGGCGACCCCCAGUUCCCCACCAGCCAGCUGCUGAAGUGCCCCGACAUCGGCCAGGCCAUCAAGCUCUGCCAGGCCCGCGGCACGCGCAUUCUGCUCUCAAUCGGCGCCUCCGCCGCCAACCAGGGCUUCUCCUCCAACGCAGAGGCGGCCGCUUUUGCGACCGUCCUCUGGCAGAUGUUCUUGGGCGGCACCGCGGCGGGCUGGCCGCGGCCGUUUGGGGAUGCGGUGAUCGACGGGAUCGACCUGGAUAUCGAGGGGUCCCUCGCGGCCAUCUACGGCGGAAUCAUCGGCGGCACAGUGACCCCGGUGUCAAUCGGGCGCACCCCCUUGGCGGCAGAGCCAGAGGCGGUGUCAGGCACCGGCUACACGGCGCUCACCAAUGCGCUGCGGUCCCUGUACACCAGCCUGACCCUCAACCCGGGGGCGCGGCGCUACGUCAACACCGCGGCCCCGGCCUGCCCGCUCCCAAACCUCGCGCUCGCCGACGCGCUGAGGGCGGGGUGGUUUGACUACCUGUGGCCGCAGUUCUUCAACGCCAAUUGCACAUCAGACUCGGAGCUCUUCAACUUUGGAUCCUGGGUGACAUGGGCCCAGAACAUCAGCAUCAACCAGGGCGUGGAGGUGCUGCUUGGCCUCCCGGCCGCCGAUUACGUCGCCCCCCGCGGCGGCUAUGUCAACAUCACGUCGGCCAAGGCCACCAUAGACCGGCUCGUGGCCAGGUACCCGACAAUCUUCGGCGGCGUGGCGCUGUGGGACGCCGGCGUCGCCGAGACCGAGACGGUCGUCGGCGGCCAGACCUACGGCGGCGCCGUCUCAAACUGGCCGAGCGACCAGUACGGCACCGCUGCGUGCGACCCUGCGGUGCAAGUGGCGGCGGUGCCGUCACUCCUGGCGUGGCUGCGGGGCCUGUCGACCACGAUGACAAACCCGUUCAAUUCACUCACAUCUGUCACGGACGUCAUCAUCAUCAACUGCACCACCACGCCCAGCCUGCGCACCGACGGCAUUUUCGGGCCCACCGCCCAGUGGCAGUUCAAGGUGAUUGUCCUGGCAGACCAAACCGAAAAUGCCAUCACCGCCUGCAUGCACCUCAUCGAGGCCAUCGCCAACAAUCGCGGCGUCUGCAGCCCAGAGUACUCGACCCUCGGCGUCAUGGGCGCCCUCAAGGCGCGCGCUGCGGCGAUGAGGGCCGCAGGCAUGAAGCUCGCGUCGCAGGCGGCGGCAGCGCCCGGCCGGAGGCUGCUCCAGACGGGGCCGGCGUUCUGCCAGAUGAUACAGACGCUGCUGGACACGACGUCGUCGUUGCCGGCGCCGUUCCCCUGCCCGACGUACCCCUUCAGGCUGGGAUGGACGUGCGCGGGCGCGGUGACAGAGUGUGUGUCGUGCAUUGUGCAGGCUGGCGUCAGCAGCGCGGUGACACCGACGGGCUUCCUGAACGCCUCUGUGGUCGGCCAGGCCAGGCCGCAGGCAAAGUGGGAGUGGGCCGCGGGCCGCAACGGCGUCAUGUACAAGAAGAGGGUGCGCGAGAUCAAGCGACGCCGGCGGCGCCUCGCGCAGUCCGAGGUUGCGAGCGAUGGCCCCGGCGGGCCGGGCGGCGGCCCGCCGCACGACGGCGCGCAGCCGGGUUUGCCAGCGGACGGCGCGCCGCCGCGCGCGAACAAGCGGAGGGGCCUCAAGGCCGGCGGAGUCAUGACUCCUGCGGCGGCGUGGGACGGCGCGCACGGGCGCAUCCAAGGCAGCCUGGAGUGGAGGGGCUUCCAGGGGCUCAACCUGCAAAAAGAGAAGGUCUACCCCAUCGACGCCGCGAUCGCGGCCAGCAGCGCGUACGCGCUCAACGCCGUCAACGACCGCGCCGCCUUCUACGCGCUCGACCCGGUCACCGGCAACUCCACCGGCGUCCCGGUCAAGACGACCACCCUGUCGGGCCUGUUUGGGGCGGUCGACAAGACCGGCACGGACCCGUCGAGCUUCGCAAACUGGGCGUGGCCGAGCGCGAUCUACGACAAGGUCUCGCAGCGGUUCCUGCUGGCGUGCGCCUCGAACCUGCAGUACGUCGACGACCUCGGCACCGGCAGCCGGCUGUUCUACCCGCCCAACAAGGCGGGGGCGGUCUACCUGGCUGUCAGCGACAAGGCCGACCCCGUGAACGGCAAUUGGCAGGUCUUCGGCAUCGCCCUGGACGCGUGCCCUGCCGGGCAGUACGCGCUGCCGGACAUGCUGCAGAUCACCUACGACGCGUGGGGCGUGUACCUCUCCGUCGCGACCCAGUGCAUGAGCAACUCCGCCUCGACGCCCUCCAAGGUCAGGGUCUACGCGUUCGAUAAGGACGUGGCGACAGGCGCACGGCGGAUGAGCUACGUGCCCUACUGGGACGUGGCAAGCGGCAUCGGGGGUCUGUCGGCCUCAUUGUGGUCGGUGAUGCCGGCGCGGCCGCAGGGGUACUCCGAGGCCAACAGGGACUGCGUGUUCUUCGCGGGGCAGCACGGCAGAGCUACUAUUGGUUUGUAG
Monoraphidium neglectum is the source of this 3597-nucleotide messenger RNA. Its product is annotated as Chitinase 1. The coding region runs from base 1 to 3597 and encodes 1198 amino acids. Gene Ontology annotation, biological process: carbohydrate metabolic process. The record is from RefSeq and is a predicted model, not a curated record. Gene Ontology annotation, cellular component: extracellular region. The transcript is spliced from 12 exons. Gene Ontology annotation, molecular function: chitinase activity. NCBI's taxonomy places the organism in Eukaryota, Viridiplantae, Chlorophyta, Chlorophyceae, Sphaeropleales, Selenastraceae.